Molecule: messenger RNA, 853 nt
Organism: Acipenser ruthenus (sterlet)
Lineage: Eukaryota; Metazoa; Chordata; Actinopteri; Acipenseriformes; Acipenseridae
Product: biogenesis of lysosome-related organelles complex 1 subunit 2
Exons: 5
Coding region: 110-658 (182 amino acids)
Biological process (GO): lysosome localization; endosomal transport
Cellular component (GO): gamma-tubulin complex; BLOC-1 complex; BORC complex
Molecular function (GO): gamma-tubulin binding
Source: RefSeq, a predicted model, not a curated record
UCAACGGUUUUUCGGCUUUGGAGAAAUUCCACUGGGCGACGCUCAGGGCGUGUCGCGGUGCAUCACGUGAGCGGCGUUCCCAUCAUGUGAUUCGUAAUACUGGAAAAAAAUGGCAGACAGAGAAAGAGAGUCAGGCAGUAUGGAAAACAGUAACAGUUCCGCAGGCCAGGCGCUGGGUCCCAACAGCGCGACAGACACAGCUUUCUUCGGCCAGAUUCGGGGCUCUGAUCCCGGGACAGACGCAGACUCGUACAUGCCUGUCCCUAAAAAGCCAGGCAGUCACAAUGAAAGCGGUGUGGAAACAGCAGAGGAGGCCGUUGAGCCGGCAGAGCCCGACAUCAACGAGCUGUGCAGAGACAUGUUCGACAAGAUGGCUGUGUUCCUGCAGGGAGAGCUCACAGCUACUUGUGAAGACUACAAACUCGUGGAAAACAUGAACAAACUGACCAGCCUGAAGUACAUGGAGAUGAAGGACAUCUCAAUAAACAUCAGCCGCAACCUCAAGGAUUUAAAUCAGAAGUAUGCAGGUCUGCAGCCGUACCUUGACCAGAUCAAUCAGAUAGAGGAGCAGGUAACAGCCCUCGAACAAGCAGCAUACAAACUGGACACCUACUCCAAAAAACUAGAGGCCAAGUUUAAGAAGUUAGAAAAACGUUGAAGCUCUUCUGAUAACAGCUGUGAGGUUGAGAAGGCGACAGAUGAACCGUGUUUGAUUGGCUGGCUUAAUCCUGAUGCUCUUGUCCACGUGUUGCUCAACACGCAUUGGAGCUUUUGACGUGGAAAACCAUACGACCUGAGAUGUUCUGAUACUGAAAGCAAAAAAACAAACAAAAACAAAAAACUUUUAAACAAA